Messenger RNA from Polyodon spathula (Mississippi paddlefish), 2049 nucleotides. Its product is annotated as vascular endothelial growth factor receptor 1-like. Gene Ontology annotation, molecular function: ATP binding; transmembrane receptor protein tyrosine kinase activity. The record is from RefSeq and is a predicted model, not a curated record. Gene Ontology annotation, biological process: positive regulation of angiogenesis; multicellular organism development; cell surface receptor protein tyrosine kinase signaling pathway. Lineage: Eukaryota; Metazoa; Chordata; Actinopteri; Acipenseriformes; Polyodontidae. Bases 1 to 1953 code for a protein of 650 amino acids. The transcript is spliced from 16 exons. Gene Ontology annotation, cellular component: signaling receptor complex.
AUGCAGAUUCACUGCCAACUGCCACCUUCCACCAAGAGAACCCUUCUGCCAGUGCCUCCGAACUACAACUACACCGGCAACAGGAUUCUGAGCAUCAGUGAAAGGACAGAGGUGUUUGAGGGGAAGAACAAGACGGUAGGGGUCCUGGUGGUGGCUGAGGCACAGGUUUCUGGGGUCUAUCGCUGCCUGGCUACCAACAAGGUGGGGAAGGACAGAAGAAAUGUCAACUUUAUCGUCACAGAGGUACCCAAUGGGUUCAGCAUUGAACUGGAGAGGGUCCCCACUGAAGGGGAAGACUUGAGACUGGCCUGCAAAGCCAACAGGUUCUUAUACACCGACGUUGCCUGGACCAUAGAGAGUGGGGCUGACAGCGGUGCAGGUCUGGCCCUUCCUAACAGCAGAGAGGGGGUGCAGGGGGAGUACUCAGACACUAUGCUCUUGGAGGUGAAGAACGUCUCCCAAGAGCACUCUGCCACCUAUGUCUGCACAGCGAGACACGUGCACACCGGGAAAGAGGUGCGACUGAAGAAGAGGAUUGAUGUCAUAGCCCAGGAAGCCCCUCUCCUGCUACGGAACCUGAGUGCCCAGCAGGUGAAUGUGAGCAGCUCCAUCACUCUGAGCUGCCCGGCGGAGGGUGUCCCAAACCCACACAUCACCUGGUAUAAAGACAGCCUGAAACUACAGCAGGGAUCAGGCAUCAUCCUGGCACCAGGUGGCAACCUGACCAUCAAGAGGAUCAAAGAGGAGGACGAGGGCAUGUACAAGUGCGAGGCGACCAACCAGAAAGGGUCUGCGGAGAGCUCCGCCUACAUCGCCGUCCAAGCUGCUAACCAAAGUGGAGUUCUUGCUCUGGCUGGGGGAGCAGACUCAGCAGAGAAGUCCAAUGUGGAGCUGAUAGCACUGAGCUGCUCCUGUGUGGCCGCCACACUCUUCUGGCUGCUCCUGACUCUCUUCAUCCGCAAGCUGAAAAGGCCCAGUUCUGCGGAGGUGAAGAUGGACUACCUGUCGAUCAUCAUGGACCCGGGGGAGGUGCCCCUGGACGAGCAGUGCGAGAGGCUGCCCUACGACGCCAGCAAGUGGGAGUUCCCACGAGACAGGCUAAAGCUAGGUACCAUGCGUCACCCCUCCCACUCUCCCACUGAUCAGUGCAGAGACAAUGAGGGCGCUACAGCCAGCGAGUACAAAGCCUUGAUGACAGAGCUGAAGAUCCUUAGCCACAUUGGACACCACCUCAAUGUGGUGAAUCUGCUGGGAGCCUGCACCAAGUAUGGAGGCCCUCUAAUGGUGAUCGUGGAGUACUGCAAGUACGGAAACCUCUCCAACUACCUCAAGAGCAAGAGGGACGUGUUUGUGCAGCACAAGGACUGGGCCCUGCAGCGUGAGCCGAUGAAGGAAGGUGCACCGACAGCAGGAGCUCAGAAGGAGCGUCUGGCCAGCGUGACGAGCAGCGAGAGCUUGGCUAGCUCGGGCUUUGAGGAAGACAAAACCCUGAGCGACAUCGGGGAGGAAGAGGAGGACGCCGAUUCCUUUUACAAUAAACCGAUUGUGAUGGAGGAUCUGAUUUCCUACAGCUUCCAAGUAGCGCGGGGCAUGGAGUUCCUGGCAUCCCGAAAGUGCAUCCACAGAGACUUGGCAGCAAGGAACAUCCUUUUAUCUGAGAACAAUGUGGUCAAGAUCUGUGACUUUGGCUUGGCUAGAGACAUUUAUAAGGAUCCUGAUUAUGUCAGAAAAGGAGAUGCCAGGCUUCCUCUGAAGUGGAUGGCCUUGGAAUCUGUUUUUGACAAGCUCUACACGACUCAGAGUGAUGUGUGGUCCUAUGGAGUGCUGCUGUGGGAGAUCUUCUCUUUAGGAGCUUCUCCAUAUCCUGGCGUCCAGAUCGAUGAAGAUUUCUGCAGCAGACUGAAAGAAGGGACAAGAAUGCGAGCUCCAGAGUAUGCAACACCAGAAAUGUAAGCCCUGCAGUGUAACAUUACACUGAGCGUCACUGUCAGCACAGUACACAUAGCAUACUGGGACACUGCCCAUGUGAAGUGACGCUUCACUGCCGUU